CCAAUCAAUCACUCAAUUAUUGGCUCCUUUGGGUUGAUUGAUUACCGUCGGCGAAUCAUUUCUUCAGAACGAGAAGAUCAUGAUGCGUCUGUCGUCGCACGUGCCGAAGCGCGGCGGCUCGAAACUGGGACAGGUGUCGGCCGUCGUGCAAUCCUGUUUGGUAAUUGUGGAUGAUUAUUUGUCUUCUAGCGCGAAGAUGGGAGCGACUGUCACGUGGAGGACGAUGGAUGCAGAGGUGGCAGCGGGGAAUGCCAGCUCAGCUUCGAAAUCAGCGGCGACAGGAUCGCCCUCGUUGGUCUCUUCGGCGAAGGUUCGAUCGUUAUCGCCGGCCUUUCUGGGUCCAUCGGCCACUGCCGAGCAAUCAGAGGGCGCCACGUGGCAGCAGCGGCCAGAGCGGCAGCAGCAGCAUCUGGCGGCGGUUUCAGGAGCGGGUUGUUGCCCGCUUGGAAGCGCGGGUAGGGCGGCACCGAUCGCGCGGGAACGAGAGAUUUCGCGCGCCUGUCAUGCAGGGGAAUGCAGCGGUCGAGGCGCGGGGCAACUUUUCGCCGCCGACGUCUAUGGUGAUGACGACACGCGGAAGGUGCGCGGCUUUUUUACUCUGUCGCCGGGUCAGUCCGGCCGCAGCGGGCGGACGGCGGCCUCUGCGCGCCGCUUUGCCACGUGGCAUUCAGCCAGUACUGCGAAGCAGAGCAGUGAUGACGUGGCGGACUGCGAUCCGAAAUCUAUGGCGGGCCUUGAGGAGAUGACAGAGCGGACACGUGUCCUCGCAGAGGGCGUUCUUUCUGGAAACCACAUGCAUCUUAACCGUGCGAUCAAUCUCUGCGAAUCCUGGAGCAGUGAUGAUCGAGCUCAAGGAACUGCUCUUCUGCAGUAUCUUAUGGCAAAAAGUGAAGACGUACGGAACGGGAAGAUGUUCAGGAUAGGACUGACAGGUCCACCGGGAUCAGGAAAAUCCAGCCUGAUCGAGCGUUUCAGCAUGUUGAUGGUGGAGACAGUUGGCGGGGGGCAGAGUGACACUGCAGUGGCGGAGCUUGUGGAUAUGUUGGUGCUAGUUCUUCCCCCAGCAGGGGGUGACGAGCUUCAAGGACUGAAGAAAGGGAUAGUGGAGGUGGCAGAUCUACUGGUUGUGAACAAAGCAGAUGGUGAAACUGCAAAAGCGGCCCUUGCAACUGUUCGGGAGUACAAAAGAGCGUUACAUUUCUUAAGGCCAUCCUCAGACACAUGGGUUCCUCCGGUUAUCGCAGCCAGUACCAGGACACGAGAAGGUAUCGAAGAUCUGCUGAAAAGUGCUUUGGAUUUCCGAGCGAAAAUGACGGCCUCGGGUGAACUAGAAGGUCGACAGAGAGAACAGAGCAAUAAGUUGAUGUGGAGAAAUGUGAGGCACAUGAUAGCAGAGAGGGGUGGCGCUGGGCAGCCAUGGCACAGUGGUGACGGCGGUGGCGGCGGAGAUUCCCCGCUGCCGCUGCCAAUGUACAACAUUAUGUGGCCGGCACGUACGUCAAGCUGGGGGGCAAUCUCUAGAAGUGGUCGCUUUCCCACAUGGCGCUCAGCAGGAGAUGACGUGGCAUUAAUGAGCUGGUCGGUAACACACGUGGCAACGCCAGAAGGCCUGAGGGAUCCGUCGAAGCUUCAGGUCCAGAAUUGUCGAUCCGGGACAGGAGUGACCUUCUUCAAAGGGCUUGCGCAUGCUUUGUCCUUUAGCAGAUCGUUUGGAUCAUCAUCACGGACAUCGGAGGGUACAGGGGGUGAGCUCCCAGCAUCAGGUGCAGUGGAGGGGGUACAUGGUCGUCGUCCCAUCGUGGCUGUGGGGAUCUCAGGUGGUGUGGACUCUUCUGUGGCUGCCUGGCUUCUCAAACAGCGGGGUUUCGAAGUGGUGGGCUUGUUCAUGAAGAACUGGGAUCUGGCCGAUGAGAAAGGAGGUGGUCUUAGUUGCGGGAUUGAUAAAGAGCUGGAGGACGCUAAGAGAGUUUGCCAUUGUCUCAACAUACCCCUCCACGAGGUGGAUUGUGUGCAGAGGUAUUGGGUGGACGUGUUUGAGUCCUUUGUGUCAGAAUGUGCCGCCGGCCUGACACCCAAUCCUGACCUUACGUGCAACAGGCACAUCAAGUUCGAUGCUUUGCUGGAGCGGGCGUUCAGCCUUGGGGCAGAUGCACUUGCCACUGGCCACUAUGCACGACUGAGAAGACGCGAAGAGGAUGGGAAAAUGGAACUCCUGCGUGGUCUAGAUGACGACAAGGAUCAAAGUUACUUCCUUGCCUCGGUUAAUCAGCAGGCAUUCCAGAGGGUGAUGUUCCCCGUGGGCGGGAUGAGGAAAGCAGAGGUGAGGGAGGUGGCAUCAGUAGCCGGUCUUCCAACGGCUGACAAGAAAAGCAGUGUCGGGAUUUGCUUCAUCGGGAAGCGGCGAUUCGGCGAGUUCAUUUCGGACUAUGUGGAGUUGGAGCCCGGACCCUUUGUGGAGGUGGAAAAUGGAGCAGUAGUUGGAAAACACGGAGGGAUCGCAUGCUAUACUAUUGGACAGAGGGCGAGGAUCGGGGGCGCAGCUGACGCUUGGUUCGUGGUUGGCAAAGAUGUCCCAAAGAACGUUGUGUUUGUGGCCAUGGGAAAAGAUAACCCAGCACUUUUCUGCAGAGCUGCAGCCCUGGCAGAUCCCUUUUGGGUUUCCGGAGAGCCGCCCAAAGAGUUGGAGGAAGGGGUUUGGAAUGUUGGUGAUGGUGGUGGCGGAGUUGCCAACCGAGUCCUCUGCAGCGAGUACAAGGCAAGGUACAGGCAACCGUCAGCUCCAUGUAAGGUGGAGAUGAUGGGCGAUCCCUUGAGGGUGGCAACAGCCUGCUCAGACCUUAGAAUCACUCGAUCCGAUACAUCUCGUCUGCCAGAACCAACGGCUGAGGAUGUUCUUUCUCCUAGUGCAUUCUGGAAGCCAGGAGUGGACCAUGAGCGUCUUGGACCAUCCGGGUCGGACAAAGGGUCGCACAAAAACCAUUCCGGUUUUCUGAAGGUCCAGUUCGAGACGCCCGCCAGGGCGAUCACUCCCCGCCAGGCUUUGGUCCUGUACCAGGGUGAUGUUUGUCUCGGAGGGGGAUUAAUCUUGUAUCCGGGUCAAACUUUGCUGGAAGAACAAAUGGGCGCUCAUGAAUCCGACCUGCCGGAAUCCCACCUUUCGGAAAGUACUCUCAUGGCAGGGAGAUAAGGAGAACGCAAAUCUUCAUGUUCUAGCCCAAAAGGGGUGAAGUAAAUGUCAUUUGCGUUU
Chara braunii is the source of this 3247-nucleotide messenger RNA. The record is from the annotation of a GenBank genome assembly. Lineage: Eukaryota; Viridiplantae; Streptophyta; Charophyceae; Charales; Characeae.